Anopheles coustani is the source of this 396-nucleotide messenger RNA. RefSeq names its product cuticle protein CP14.6-like. The record is from RefSeq and is a predicted model, not a curated record. Gene Ontology annotation, cellular component: chitin-based extracellular matrix. Bases 1 to 396 code for a protein of 131 amino acids. Lineage: Eukaryota; Metazoa; Arthropoda; Insecta; Diptera; Culicidae. Gene Ontology annotation, molecular function: structural constituent of chitin-based larval cuticle. The transcript is spliced from 2 exons.
AUGAAGUUCAUCGUGCUCCUUGCCGCGCUGGUCGCCGCUGCCUCGGCCCAGCUCCGUCCGCUGCCGAUCCCGCUGGCCCGCAACCCGGCCGUCUACGGGGGUCCGGAGGCGAACGCCGUCAUCCUGAACCAGGUCUACGAGCCCAACCCGGACGGUUCGUACAUCUACAGCUAUGAGACGAGCAACGGCAUUCGGGCGGAGCAGCGUGGCUUCCUGAAGAACCCGGGCACCCCCGGUGAGGCGCAGGUCAUGCAGGGCUCGUACUCCUACACCGGCCCGGACGGUGUAGUCUACACGAUCAACUACAUCGCCGACGAGAACGGAUACCGCGCCGAGGGUGCCCACAUCCCGUCCGCUCCCCGGUACAACCCGCGCUAUCCUGGCCAGUUCCAGUGA